AUGUCGACACUCACAGUGCAUGGUCUGACAAAAGGCCAGAUAGAUGAGAAGAUCCUGCUCUUAACCCACAACCUAAUCAACAUUCACGACACAACCGGCGAGUUCCUACUCAAACUCGACGAUGGACGCAUAAUUGAUACCAAGGGCUGGGACGGCUGGGAAUGGACUCACGGAAUUGGACUGUACGGGCUAUGGCACUACUACACGCUGACGGGCAGCACGACGACGCUCGACAUCAUAAAAGGCUGGUUUGAUAAGCAACUCGCCAAGGGCACAACCAAGAACAUCAAUACAAUGAGCCCAUUCCUCUCAUUGGCAUACCUGUACGAAGAGACGGGCAACAAGACAUUUGUUCCAUGGCUGGACACCUGGGCUGAGUGGGUCAUGCACGGGCUGCCCCGCACCAAGUUUGGCGGGUUCCAGCACGAGACAUACAACUCCUUCAAUAAGGAUGAGCUCUGGGAUGAUACGCUGAUGAUGAGCGCGCUACCGUUGGCAAAGAUUGGUCUCACCCUGAACCGCCCAGAGUACGUAGAAGAGGCGAAGCGCCAAUUCAUCCUGCACUGCCAGUACCUAUGCGACACAAGCACUGGCUUGUUCUACCACGGCUGGAAGUGGGAAGACAAGGGUGGAUUGGAAGUCGGACACAACUUUGGCAAGGCACGAUGGGCGCGUGGAAACUCGUGGCUCACAAUCGCUAUCCCGGAUUUCAUCGAACUUUUAGAUCUCAAGGAGAGUGAUCCGUUACGGCAGUUCCUCGUGGGAAUUCUUGAGUCGCAAUGCCGGGCACUAGUCAAGUGUCAAGGAGAGAGUGGCAUGUGGCGCACCCUGCUCGACAUUCCCAUUUCCGAGGGCAGUUAUGAAGAGUCAUCAGCCACGGCGGGCUUCGCAUACGGUAUGCUCAAGGCGUGCCGGAAGCGAUACAUUAGUGGAGACGUGUUCCUGGAGAGUGCAGUAAAGGCGGUAAAGGCAGUCAUUGGUAAGAUCAAUGCGGAGGGUGAGCUGACGGAGACGAGCUUUGGCACCGCCAUGGGACAUGAUUUACAGCAUUACAAGGACAUCAAGAUUACCAGUAUGCCGUAUGGACAAGCCAUGGCCAUUAUGGCGCUUGGAGAGUUCAUGAGGACCUUUAUCUAA
Bipolaris oryzae ATCC 44560 is the source of this 1137-nucleotide messenger RNA. Its product is annotated as glycoside hydrolase family 105 protein. Gene Ontology annotation, biological process: carbohydrate metabolic process. NCBI's taxonomy places the organism in Eukaryota, Fungi, Ascomycota, Dothideomycetes, Pleosporales, Pleosporaceae. The record is from RefSeq and is a predicted model, not a curated record. Bases 1 to 1137 code for a protein of 378 amino acids. The transcript has a single exon.